This is a messenger RNA of Suillus subaureus, 1202 nucleotides long. RefSeq names its product Fibrillarin. Gene Ontology annotation, molecular function: rRNA methyltransferase activity; histone H2AQ104 methyltransferase activity; RNA binding. The transcript is spliced from 5 exons. Gene Ontology annotation, cellular component: box C/D methylation guide snoRNP complex; nucleolus; small-subunit processome. Bases 130 to 918 code for a protein of 262 amino acids. Lineage: Eukaryota; Fungi; Basidiomycota; Agaricomycetes; Boletales; Suillaceae. Gene Ontology annotation, biological process: box C/D sno(s)RNA 3'-end processing; rRNA methylation. The record is from RefSeq and is a predicted model, not a curated record.
CCGUGACCUAUCCCGACUUAACUCGAGCGUGACGAAACGUCACAGUAUGUAUCAAUCACGCACGAACAGGCACGAACUUUCGCUAAAAUUUUUGAAGACCACACUGUAAGGUCAUUUGCACACCUUGUAAUGGCAUUUGGAGCAUCAGGAAAUCGUGGUGGAGGUGGCCGGGGCGGUGGUCGUGGUCGUGGUCGUGGAGGCCCCGGUGGUGGAGCCAGAGGUGGUGCGAAGGUUAUUCUCGAGCCUCAUAGACAUCCAGGUGUCUUCAUCGCCAAAGGGAAAGACCAUCUACUUGUCACGAAGAACCUUGUCCCAGGAGAAAGUGUUUAUGGUGAGAAGCGGAUAUCCAUUGAAGGUGGUGUCGAUGAUACAAAGGUCGAGUAUCGCGUAUGGAAUCCUUUCCGGAGUAAGUUGGCAGCAGGUGUAUUGGGCGGUAUGGAUAAGAUUUUCAUUGAACCUGGAAAGAAGGUUCUGUACCUCGGUGCUGCUAGCGGCACGAGUGUAAGUCACGUAGCAGAUAUUGUUGGGCCCGAAGGUGUUGUUUAUGCUGUCGAAUUUUCGCCACGAUCGGGGCGCGAUUUGAUCAACAUGGCCAAAAAGCGAACAAACGUCAUUCCUAUCGUGGAGGACGCUCGCCUUCCUAACAGGUACCGCAUGCUGGUGUCAACUGUAGACGUUAUAUUCGCAGACGUUGCACAACCUGAUCAAGCACGUAUUGUUAUCCAUAAUGCGCAAUUCUUCCUCAAAGAUGGUGGCCAUGUGGUCAUCUCCAUCAAAGCUAGCUGUAUAGAUUCAACAGCAGCACCCUCCGCCGUUUUUGUGCAGGAAGUACAAAAACUACGAGAAAACAAGUUCAAGCCUAUUGAACAAAUUACGCUCGAGCCGUACGAGCGUGACCACGCUAUGGUUGCCGGUUAGUAGUUUCCUCAUCUUUUUGGUUGCUAUUUAUGCCUGACAUUGCUUGAUCACAUAGCUCAAUACCAACGACACGUAUAAAAUGUACAUGCACUUGCUGGCUAUCUUGUUCAGUAGCUGGUAUCAUCGUUUUUCGUAAAAAGUAUUUGUGCUCAUACCAUCGAUACGAAUUUGUGUUUUUAUCUAAUUAUUGGAAACUUCUGUAUCUGAUCUGAACUACAAGCCUUUGUGGAUGUGAAUCCGCGCCGUGUCACAUCAAUAGGCAAUGCUCCAAUUCAUAUAUAAUG